CACCCUUUCGGACUACUUCGGCCAGACUACUCCGCAUCCACGUCCAGGGUGCUUGAAGACUGCUGUAGUCUUUUGAUAUCGCAUAAAAUAUGUCAGGCCGGGUCCCGUCCAUUGCUUGCAUUGGCGUUGUCGGCAAGCACAACAACCCACUGCACAUCUCACUCUUUCCAGCAGAAGAACGUGCACCGCUAGAGUUCCAGUUUCUCCUUUCUUCAUGUUUAGACAUCUUUGAGGCUCGUCUGCCACACAAGACAGCAGACCAGGAUUUUGGCCUUCUACAAGCUGUCGAUGAGAGAUUAGCUAUGUAUGGCUGGCUCACCAACACUGGCAUCAAAUUCAUCAUUGUCGUGGAUAUGGAGGGAAAACCAGCCAAUCCUCUCGAUAACAGGUCUGCGGCUGCUGUUGGGCUGCGAGAUGCGGACAUGAAACCUGCAUUUAGAGCAUUACAGACGGCGUACAUAAAGCUGCUCAGGAAUCCGUUCUACGACCCUGAUGAACAUUCUCCAAUCACUGCCAAUUCUGAGCAAAGGAUUGGCUCAACUCAGAUCACAAGCCGCAAGUUUAUUCAAGAAGUCAAACGGAUUGCUGAUGCAUGGUCUCCCGGUGUUACGAGUAUUUAAGCAAUUUCUACUUGGGGUUACUAUGAUACCACAUUCCAUUUACAGGCGUUUAGAAUCAACCCACUUUGAUCCUAUUCCUUUGUUUGUGGAUUGAUCUUUUCCAUGUCCCUUGUCCAACGUUGCGACCAGUCCAUGUAUCGGUACUUCCCAAAAGCGCUAGCGCCGAUUGCAGUCUAGUCCAAUGUGAGAGCGGAUCACCUCGGCCA
Molecule: messenger RNA, 826 nt
Organism: Bipolaris sorokiniana ND90Pr
Lineage: Eukaryota; Fungi; Ascomycota; Dothideomycetes; Pleosporales; Pleosporaceae
Exons: 5
Coding region: 90-620 (176 amino acids)
Biological process (GO): endoplasmic reticulum to Golgi vesicle-mediated transport
Cellular component (GO): nucleus; cytoplasm; TRAPP complex
Source: RefSeq, a predicted model, not a curated record